AAAAUUAUGAACAUUAAAAAGGCUAUAUAUACUCUAAUUUAUAAUUAUAAAAUCUGCUGUCAUUUACAUAAUUUUGAGAUGAGCUUUACCUCCAAAACCCAACAACUCAUAGAUCUUCUCAGUUCUUGUUCUUCUCUAAAACAUGUUUACCAAAUUCAUACUCAACUCGUAAUCUCAGGACUAUCUCAACAAAAUUGCAUCCUUCUCAAAAUUGUCAACUAUUUUGCUUCUCAUACUCCAAUAAACUCAUCUUCUUACGUCGCUCUUGUCAUCAAACAAUCCCAAAAUUCAUCUAAUUCUUGGUGGAAUAUCCUCAUUAGGAAUUAUGCUAAACAUAGUGAAGCCAUUCGAUUUUUUGUUGAAAUGCGGCGUUCUGGAGUUGUUUCUGAUGAAUUCACAUACCCUUUUCUCUUCAAAGCUUGUUCGUCUUUUAUGGGUUUGAAAGAAGGAAAACAGAUUCAUUGCGAUGUCAUCAAGAUGGGUAUUUGUAAAAAUGUGUAUGUACAGAACACUUUGAUUUAUUUUUAUGGGUCUUGCAAGAAGAUUAUGGAUGCAUACAAGGUGUUUGAUGUAAUGCCGCUUAGAACUGUUGUUUCUUGGAAUUCGAUAAUUUCGGCUUGUGUUGAAAGCUGUUGGUAUUAUGAUGCGAUUGAGAUUUUUCGUUUGAUGAGAAAAUGUGGGGUUCGACCGGAUGAGACAACGAUGGUGAUUUUGCUUUCUGUUUGUGCUGAGUUGGGUGAUUUGAGUUUAGGGAAAUGGAUUCAUUGUCAAGUGAUUGAGCAAGGGAUGUAUGUAAAUUGUCAAUUGGGAACUUCUCUUGUUGACAUGUAUGCUAAAUGUGGAGCAGUCGAUUAUGCUCGUUUGAUCUUCGAUAGGAUAGGUGAAAGAAAUGUGUGGACAUGGAGUGCAAUGAUUCUUGGAUUAGCUCAGCAUGGAUUUGCUGCACAAGCCUUGGAACUCUUUUGUAAAAUGAAGGAUUGUUCUGUGAAGCCUAAUUAUGUGUCCUUUCUUGGUGUGCUUUGUGCUUGUAGCCAUGUUGGGAUGGUGGAAGAAGGGUAUCGUUUGUUUCAAGAGAUGGAAACUCUCCAUAGCAUCAAACCUGUGAUGGCACAUUAUGGUGCCAUGGUAGAUAUCUUGAGUCGUGCUGGUCGUCUAGAAGAAGCACACAAUUUCAUACUUGACAUGCCCAUUGAGGCUGAUGCAGUCAUAUGGAGGACAUUGCUCAGUGCAUGCCACAUUCAUGAUAUUAGCGACGAUACUGGAGUGGGAGAGAAGGUCAGAAAGAGGUUACUUGAAUUGGAGCCUAAAAGGAGUGGGAAUUUGGUCAUGUUAGCAAAUCAGUAUGCUGAAACUGGAUUAUGGGACAAAGCAGCAACACUGAGAAGAGGAAUGAAAGAGAGACGACUUAAGAAGAUCGCUGGAGAAAGCUGUGUGUCAAUUUUUCAGAAUCGAUAGAGGUUUGUUAUUGAGUUCCAACGUGCACGAUGUUAGAA
Messenger RNA from Solanum pennellii, 1493 nucleotides. Its product is annotated as pentatricopeptide repeat-containing protein At2g36730. Bases 7 to 1455 code for a protein of 482 amino acids. Lineage: Eukaryota; Viridiplantae; Streptophyta; Magnoliopsida; Solanales; Solanaceae. Gene Ontology annotation, molecular function: protein binding; RNA binding. Gene Ontology annotation, biological process: RNA modification. The transcript has a single exon. The record is from RefSeq and is a predicted model, not a curated record.